Puccinia graminis f. sp. tritici CRL 75-36-700-3 is the source of this 2079-nucleotide messenger RNA. RefSeq lists its product as uncharacterized. Lineage: Eukaryota; Fungi; Basidiomycota; Pucciniomycetes; Pucciniales; Pucciniaceae. The transcript is spliced from 4 exons. Bases 1 to 2079 code for a protein of 692 amino acids. The record is from RefSeq and is a predicted model, not a curated record.
AUGCUCUUGCCCAAAUUUGCCACUCACAUUUCACCUUUCAAGCUCUCUCAUUUCGCCAACCGAGGACAUCAGCACUUCCAACAUCUACGAAACACCUUCACCAACAUCAACCUCAGCUCGACCGUCGGCCAGAAUUCUCACACCCUCAAUAACUCCGCCACUGCCACCGGGCUCGGUAGUUCUACCUCCGGAUCAAGCGCCUCGGGCGGAGCCGGUGGAGCCAAAUGGAACGCAGGUAGUCGCACCAAUUGGAACCAGCAGGCUCAUAGUCGUCUGAUCACUCAAACUAAUGCUACUUCACUCGAAGGCUUUGGUUCAAGACUAAAUGAGGAGGAUGAAGAUCAUGACGAAUUUGCCCCUCUGUACCUCAGCACGAUCGGCAUCUACAAGAAACGAAACCGCACUAUCUCCUCAAGGUGGAGCAAUGAACAAACUUCACUCAAUCCGACCGGCGGCCUCGGAUUGGAAUGCACCACUCUACAGACCCGUUGCAAGACUGCAUUUUGUGGGAUCCGAAUCAAGCCAACUCGACCGACCCCCUCGAUCAGAUUCUCUCUGCCUCCAAUGACCCUCACCCUUACUCCAACUCUUCCACUGAUCCCCAUCGGACUCUGUUUCCCUUCCGGAAACCUCCUCGUAGACAUUCAAUCGAUUGCCUCUCACCAUCUGGGCCAAACCUCGCGGGUUCGAGGCCCUAUGCCCCGAAACCAGUCUACUCUAGCCCAUCAGUCACAGCCUGGGCCCGCUGAAAAUGGUCCUCUGAUGACCAGCAAAACAUCUGACAACUCAACUACUCACCUCCUACGAUCGGAUAAGCUGAAUCCCAAUCACCCUCAGUCAAUCGAUCAACAAUGGAUCCAAAGGGCAACUCAUACCAUUCUGACAACCGAGAAAAAUCACCAUACAACCUACUACCAGCUACGAAAGAUGUUGGAUUCCUACCUCAGCUCAACUAGCCAGCCGAGUUCUGAUGUGAUCGAUCUGAUGUUCUGGGGAAUCGUCGUCAAUAAACCCAACUACGAGCCGAUCACUAACCUACUUGAUGACCACCGGUACCUGACUAGCAACACGCCUUUCAAACCGAGUCAUGAAACACGCAGCAUCUUACUCACCGCUCUAUGCAGGCGCGAUCUCAGUAAUGCUAAAGAGUUAGAACAUCGCAAGAACCGAUUGGCCAACAUCAGUGUCAACCAGCAGCUGAAUCAAAGUCUGCCUAAUCUCUCGCUCGCUCCGGUUCCUACUACUGAGGACGUCGAAAUGAUUGGCCAUUUAAAUUCAGAGCCCAACUUCGGCUUUGCGGCCAAGUUGUUCGACUCAUUUGAUCGUGAAAUCGUCAAUCAACUCCAACCGGCAGCUCUAGAGGCCCUGAUUCAAUGUUGUGCCAACAUUGAUCACUUUGGGUCGGCUCGUUCUUCAGCCAAGCUUUCCGCCCGACUCGCUCUUGCUACCAAGGUAUUCAAGAUAUUGGAAGACCGUCAGGAACUAUCAGCUGAAUCUUACUCGAACCUGAUUGUCCUAAUGGGCUUGGCAAACAAACUGCCCCAGGCUAAGGCUCUCUUCGAAACCUACAAGCAAUCCCGAUCUGAUCCCGAUGAACAAAAUUCGACUCUAUAUCACCAGCACCAACUCAAACCUCCAUCCUCCUUUAUUCUAGCGGCCCCUGAAUCUGUGCCAGUCCAGAAAUGGCAACCUCAGCCGGUGAACGAAAGUAGCGAUGCCCAGGUAUUACUAUCUCUGAUGCGGGUCUACUUGGCUACCGGAGAUUCAAUUGCAGCUGUCGGUUUAUUGGAAGACUCUUUGAGCCCGACCCUCGAUCCAUCGUCUACUUUCAAGAGCAGCGCCGAGCACAUCUUGGAGGUCAUCCUGGGAUUUAUCCGAUCAAAUGACUAUUUAUCGGCAUCAAAUUGGAUCAAACGACUCUUCAAUGGUGACCAUGCCACAUACCAACUCGAUGAUCCUUCCCGUCGUCGAGAAUUUAUGGACAGAAUCGUCACUGUGGCCUGUGAGCCCAAUCGUGGGUUUGAGGGGAUCGGCGUGGCUUACGAUGCCGCGAUGAUCACAGAGAUAUGGCGGCCCUGA